AUUGAUGGCGGAAAAUUCGAACGAUCCCGGUUUAGCCUUGAGGAGUCUGGAAGGCAUAGGUUUUAUUUUUGCUAAUAGCUUCUGCUUCAUCUUUUACAUGCCGGGAUGGACGAGUUGUCUAUGUAUUUUUCAGCCGGUAAUGAGACAUCGAAGUCCAAGCUGAAUGAAAAGUCAACAAAAUCAUUCACAAGGCCAACUAGUUUUCAUAAUGACGCACAACAUCGCAAGAGCUUCAGAGGAUUUAUCAAGAAAAAUAAAACUAUGGAUAACAGCUCAGAUAAUGCCCACAACCCGUUCCUUAGCUUAAACUCUACUCCCAACAAUCUCAUAUGUGGUAGCUACAGCUGUGGAAGUAUCUCUACAAAAAUGCCACAUAUUCUUCCUCCCGAAAUAGAAGAGGGGAAUAUUGAGUACAAACGGAAAUUAGUUGAUCCUACACCAAAUCGUUUUGAACAGCUUGUUACUCAAAUGAAAUGGCGUCUUAAUGAAGGUGGAGGCAAAGCCAUUUAUAAAUUAGGUGUGGAUGAUGAUGGUCAUGUCAGUGGACUUCGUCCAUCUGAGUUAAUCAGUUCGUUAACAACACUUGAACGAAUGGCAAAGCGUCUAAACUCUACUCUUCAUCCUCUCAGAGAGCGUGUUAUUGAACCAACAACUAUUUCAUCAGAUAAAGAAUGUCGUAAAGCUAUUGAAGUGCUUGUUCGUCUAGCGCCGACAACUAAUGAAGGUUCACCAGAUUUAUGUGUAGCUUUAGUUGGUGGAAUGGAUUCAGGCAAAUCAACUUUAAUUAGUGUAUUAACUGAUGGUGAAUUGGAUAAUGCUCGUGGUAAAGCACGUUUAAAUUUAUUUCGUCAUUUACAUGAAGUACAAUCUGGUCGUACAAGUAGUUUAAGUCGUGAAUUAUUAGGUUUUGAUGUAAAUGGUAAUGUUACUAAUUAUAAAUAUGCUGAUGGUAGAGUUUAUCGACGUUCAACAGAAGAAGUUGUUCAAAUGUCAUCUAAUUUAUUAACUUUACUUGAUUUAGCUGGACAUUCAAAAUAUCAACGUACAACAUUAGCUGGUAUUUCUUGUAAUCAACCAAUGAUAGGAAUUUUAGUAAUAUCUGCAACAAUUGGUUUAAGUAGUAUAGGAUUAGAUCAUAUCCAAUUAAUACGUUCAUUAAAUUUACCAAUAAUAAUUGUAUUAACAAAAAUUGAUCAAUUAUCUAAUGGAAUAGAACAAAUAAAACGUAUUAAUCUUAUUUAUCAUCAAUUAGUAUAUCAAUUUAAACAAAUUGAUAAUGCAUGGUCAUACAGUAGUAGUAGUAAUAGUAGUAUACCAUCAUUACCGAAUACAGAAUAUUCAAUUAGAGGAGAAUUCAAUGAUGAUUAUUUUAUGCCACCAUUUUUUCCUGUUUCAUCUGUCACUGGUCAAGGUAUUGAUAAUUUAAUGCAUUUUUUAAGUCGUCUAAGUUGUUUAAAUCAAUCAUCAAUACCACCAGCCUUAUCCAUCUCAUCAUCAUCACCCCCGACAACAACAACAAAGACAACAAUCAAUUUAUUUGAAUCUUCUGAUCGUCGAAAUCCAGAUCAUCAUCUUCAACAACCACAACAACAUCAACAACAGAAAUCAUUAGAAUUUAAUAAAUUUUCCAAUGAAAAUUAUAUUCAAUUAAUAUUUAAUAAAAUAAAUAAACAAAUGAAAAUUAUUAAAACUUAUCGUGAUUUUAAUGGUACAUUAUUUUGGAUUAAUCAAGUAUAUACACAAAUACCAGGAGUUUCUAAUCCGGUGAUAGUUGGACGUGUACAACUUGGUCAAUUAUUAAAUAAUCAAAUAUUAUGGCUUGGACCAGAUCAAUUUGGUGAUUUCUAUCCAGUUCAAAUUGUUAGUUUAAUGCAUAAUCGUCAAGUACAUGAUAUUGUGUACGCUGGACAGUCAGCAUCAAUGGAGGUAUAUUUUUUACCAAAAUCAUGGAAUAGUAUGAAUGAUAAACAACGUCAAAGCAUCUUACAUAGUAUAUCGUCAUCCACUUCACUGUCAUUAACAUCAUCUUCUUACAGAACAAUGAAUGAUCAUAAAAAGUCAUUUUCAUUAUUCGGUAAUAAUAAUAAUGACAAUAUUUGUAAUGAUGAUGAUGAUGAUAACUGUACUGGAAAUGAAGAGAAUAUUCCACAUAAUAAUAAAAAGAAGAAUAGUAUCAACAGUCUAUCAUCAUCACCAUCAGAUAUUUAUCAAUUUUAUUCACCAAUAAAAAUACGUCGUGGAAUGAUUCUUCUCACUUAUCCAAUGUUAUUAACUGCAUAUUCAUUGUUUAAAACAUCAUCACCUGGAUUAUUACCAUGUACCAUCGAUUCUUCACCACUCUCAUCACCAUGUGAAUUUAUUUGGAAUGAACAAUUAAAAUCUAAACAUUGUAUUAAUUUCACUGUGGUAUGGACAGUUAAAUUAAAACUAAUUCGUCGUCUACCUAUAGUAUCUUUUAAAUUAGGCAAUCCACCGGUAAUUUUAACACCAAUUCCAUCAAUUGGACAACGUGUAAGUAUUUAUGCUGGAUGUGUUUGUCAAACUGGUGUUGUACUAGAAACGAUACAUCAAUGUAAACAUGAACAAGAAAUGCAACAGAAUAACUUGAAAGAUUAUAUGAUGAAUAAUGAGAAUCAUUUCGAUGAUCCAACUUUCAUUUUAUUACGUUUUACACGUCAUCCAGAAUUAAUUGAAAUUGGUCGACAAUUUAUAUUAACAUGGAAUGGAAAUUUAAAAACAAUUGGUUAUGCUAUUGAAUUAAUUGAUCCAUUAAAACAUCAAUAUAAUCUUUCAUGGAAUACUCUUUCUAAUAAUAAUACAACUACUAGUACUACUCUUAAUAGUACUAUCAAUGUUCAAGAUUCCAAUAAUAUUCAUGAUAAUUCAAUAAUCGAUCCUAUUGAUUGGAUUAAUCUGAAACAAAAUUCUAGAUCAUUUCAAGAGAAUAAUCAUUAUGAUUGGUCUAAUUUACAAAUGUCAUUUAUAAAUCAAACCAUUUCAAUGAAUCAUUCUUCAUUAUAUCCUUAUCAUAAUGACAAAAUGUUGAAUAAUUAUACAUUUGGAUCUAUAGAUGAUUUACAUAAAUCAUCUAAUCUAUUAUUAUCUUCAUCAUUACCAUCGUCAAAUAUAGAAUUUUGUAAGAUGUUAGCAACAACAACAACAACAUCAUCAACAAGAACAACAGACUCUUUAAUUUCUGUAAAUCAUUUAACAAGUUUAUCAGAAUUAGUACCAAGUCAUGAUAUUGAUAUCGAUGAUAACAUUCAUACUACUACUAAUAAUCAUAAUAAUAAUAAUUCAAUGAUUGUAAAUAAUUCAACAGAUAUUGAUAAUUCUACACAAUCUAUCAUGGAUAUUAAUAAUGUUAAAGAGUCCUCUGAAUCAUCUAUUAAACAUCACAAAUCAUUAAUAUCUUCAUCAGGAGGAGGUGGUGUCACAACAUCCACACUAUCAUCAUCAUCAUCAUCAUCUAAUAACAAUAAGAAUAAGAAUAAGAAUAAUAAACGACGUCAUAGACGAAAACAGAAACGUUAAUUCUUUGUAGAUCCUCUUUCAUUUAUCUCUGUUUUAUUUAUAGCUGGGUUAAUUAGUUAGUUAGUUCAGUUUCCUAAUGAUAAGACUGUUGUCUAACCAAUCUACUACAAUCAUGUUUUAUGAGUAUAUUGAGAAAGGUUAAUUGUUGUUAAAUUGAACAUGUAACAUGUAAAUGGGUUGUUGUUUUGUUUGUUUUUUGUUUUUGUUUUGUUUUUUAUUAUUUGCAUAUUAUACAUGCAUAAAUAGUAGUUCAUCAUUCAUUAUUAUUAAUCUUCAAUGUUCAAUUAUGUUUUACAUAUUUCCUUUAUCUAAUAAGUAAUUAAAUUAGUGAAAGU
Messenger RNA from Schistosoma spindalis, 3869 nucleotides. The record is from the annotation of a GenBank genome assembly. Lineage: Eukaryota; Metazoa; Platyhelminthes; Trematoda; Strigeidida; Schistosomatidae.